AUGGAUCUACCUUGGCCAGAUAUCGCAAAGCUGACAGAACUGGACAGAAGUGGCAAAAGUUGCAGGGAGAGGUGGAAGUACCACCUGGAUCCUGAUGUCAAGAUAGAGAAUUUCUCCCAAGAGGAAGACGAUUCCAUCGUCUGCUUCCAGUCGCUCUAUGGGAAUAGCUGGUCUAGUAUUGCGGCUCAUUUAGCUGGGAGAACCGAUAAUGAUGUGAAGAACCGUUGGCACAACCAUUUGAAGAAGAAGCAGCUUGGGAGAAGUACCAGGGAUCAGCCACAUACCACACAACUCUUUCAUCUCAACCACAAUAUCGAUCCAAAUGCAAGCUCAAGCUCGAUUCCUACACUGGUUUCAGCCUCACAAGAAAUCGCCAAUCCUUGGUCCACUUCUCUUCCGAGUGAUGAUGGACUUCUCUUCCGAGUGAUGAUGUGA
Messenger RNA from Vitis riparia (riverbank grape), 435 nucleotides. RefSeq names its product transcription factor MYB10-like. The transcript is spliced from 2 exons. Lineage: Eukaryota; Viridiplantae; Streptophyta; Magnoliopsida; Vitales; Vitaceae. Bases 1 to 435 code for a protein of 144 amino acids. The record is from RefSeq and is a predicted model, not a curated record.